Mucor mucedo is the source of this 1694-nucleotide messenger RNA. RefSeq lists its product as uncharacterized. The record is from RefSeq and is a predicted model, not a curated record. The transcript has a single exon. NCBI's taxonomy places the organism in Eukaryota, Fungi, Mucoromycota, Mucoromycetes, Mucorales, Mucoraceae. The coding region runs from base 56 to 1630 and encodes 524 amino acids.
CUUCAUUCUUUGUUUCUUUUUUUUAUCUAAACUCUUUGCUACCUCAAACUACAACAUGUCAACUGACAAGCAGGGAAGUAAAGAAACCGAUAGUUUCGUACCACACUCGCCCGAUACGUCUCAUAUUGGAACCAUCGGCACCUUUGAUUUCUACAUCUGGACACUCAUACCGGCUAUUGGUAUUAUCUUUUGCUUUCUUCACACCGAACAAGAACAUAUAUGGAGCUGGACAGGUGCAACCGCUGCAGAAUCCCAAUCCUUAGAGUCCAAAAUCAUUGUGUCCGUGAUAUCCACCGUCAUUGGUGGUUGCGUGGUGGCUACCCUGAUGAAGGCCGUCUCUGCAAUCUUUUUCACAUUGAUGAAAUAUCAAGGAGCUAAUUUUUCACAUUUUGCUGCUGUCGUUGGUGGUUAUUCUCCUUCCUAUUUACCUAUACUUUUUGCAGGAAAAAGGUGGUUCGGUAUACUCUUGAUCUUUAUUAUUUUAAUAAUCAGUACAGUGACAAAACAACUGGCGGUUGUAUCUAUGGGUGUGCGUGUUAUCUCUUUCAAUGACACCAUGACAUCUUACACACGAAACUAUUCAUCCUGCGUAGCUACAACAGGGUUAGGUGAAAUAGGAAAAAUGCUGCCAUUUGCAACGUUAGAUGCUUUCAACAGCUUGCGAAAUCAAAAUGCUACCUAUACAAAUGAGUAUUAUGACAAAAGUAUACCCGCAGGUCUAAGAGGAGAAUCCACCUAUGUGCGUGAAUUACCCUAUGCAAACGUCUCAUGUUCCAUUGUUCCCAGAACUGCAAACUAUUCUAGUGCAAGCCCCAUGUCCUACAAUUUUACGGCCGCAAAUACCUUAUUUGAGAGUAUAUCAUCUUGGCAUGCUGAAAUAGCCCUAGCUAUGAAUCUCGACCUGAAAGAAAAUGCUAGCUGGGUAGCUUGCACAAUCGAUGUCGGACACGCAACAGCUUUGACGUCGUGCAAAGAUACAUUGUGUCAUACAGAACGGGUGUCUCCAAUUACGCUUUUUGAAAAGGAAUACCCCAGUGGUAUAUAUGACUUCAUGAACGCUAUGUUUGUAAUGACCAGACCAGGUUCAAUGGUGACUCGUAAUCCAUUGUUGAGCUGGAUAUUAGGCGCCAAUAUUACGACCUAUGUUGAUAUAGAAGAGAAAAUUCCAGGGGAGAGUGUACAGAUGAUUCAAGACAGAGUAGAAAUAUUUGGCACCAUGGCCGGUCGAAUAUUAUGUGAUUACAACAACAAGGAACCAUAUACGGAUACCGUCACAUUUCAAUCGAAUUAUAUCUCUUCCCAAUAUUAUGUGAAUCGUAUCUUAUGGAAAUGGCCCUUUUGGCUGCUGGCCGGGUUUAUCUUUGUGAUUUGGAUUCUAUGUAUGAUGGCCAUGUGGAUAACACCCGAAAGCAGAAUUAUUUCAGUAGAAUGGUUUAUCAGUCAGUAUAUUACAAGAAACCGUUACGGUUAUCUGUCCGGCAGUGAUUUAGUCAAAACCCACCAGAAAACACUUUUGCAGGUGGUCGAUACAAGCUCCAAUGAAAAUGUAGGGAACGUGUCAGUCAUUCAAACGGAUACUUACAAAGAUAUAAAAGUUCAAAGAGUGCGCCGUGAUAAACAAUACCAAUAAUUUAUUCUACCCUUUUUUUUUUUUUACAUUAAUAAAAUAAUCACUUUACAAUUAGAAAUAUAAA